AUGCAAGUUAAUUCACAGCAUUGGGCAUGUGACAUAAUCGGUAUAAACCGAAGCUUCAAGGAGCCAAUAACCCCUACGGGUUCAAAGCACUGGCGUAAAGCCGUUUUGACAGCGGCGCACGGCAACGAAGGACUCUUGGAUUAUCAAACCGGAGGCAAAACGAGCGAUUCCCGCUUGAAGUUUUUGUCCAAGUCGCAGGUGUUCUCGGUCGAGCGAGGCGAAGAGAUCACAUUUCCGUGUGAAGUACGAGACAUCGGUGACAACAUCAUGACUUUUCAAUACGUCCCGACCGAGUCCCAGGGGCCUGAGCGCCUCUACUUUGCAGGGAACAAAGUCGUCCUGAAAAUUCCGCGUUUGCGGAAGCAAGGUCAACACUUCCUUCUUUCUCGUGUACGCAAGACGGACGCCGGACAGUACGUGUGUCGCGUCGAAGCCGAUAAUCCAGUCGAGCUGCGCCACACGCUGAACGUCCUCUACCCAGCCAAGAUCAACCACGUGAGCUCGAACUCCUACAAAGUGGUCAAAGGCGCCUCGGUGAGUCUUCACUGCUCCGCUGAGGGAAACCCUAAGCCUGUCAUCACUUGGACCAGGAAAGGAAGUCUCCUACCUAGCGGCGCCAUGUCCUUUGAGGGUGACUCGCUCGACUUCGCACACGUCGACCGCCACGUGGAAGGCACCUACUACUGCACUGCCAACAACGGCAUCCAGGCUCCGCAUUCCGCAGAAAUGACGGUCGUCGUCGAGUAUCUUCCGGAAAUUACCACUCCUGUGCCGACGGUGCACACCGGCGAAGGACAGCUUGCACGUCUCGUGUGCGUGGUGUUCGGUCGCCCUCGUCCCGCGGUAUCCUGGCUACGCGGCGACAACCUCGUCGACUCGAACAAUCACGUCAUGGACGAUGACAGCGCGCAGACGCACGCGCUCACCAUCAACAGCGUCACUGAGGCCGACCUCGGCAACUACACAUGCAGCGCCCGCAACGAACACGGACGGGAGGAGAAGACCAUCGUGCUCACGGGCAUACCAACGAAGCCUGAGAUUACGAGCAGCGAGUUCGGUGACCGCAGGAACGAGUACGAGCUGUUGUGGCGCACUGAAAGCUUCAGCAAGAUAUUGCAGUAUCGGAUCCGAUACAGGAAGCGCCAGGACGAAAGCAAUCCGAGCGCUAACACGGACUCAUCCUGGAACGACGCUCUCUACUCGCCAAACUCUCAGAGAUCAAUGAGUGGAGUGCAAGGUUAUCCAUACGGCUACCUCACCGAGCCAACCUACCCUGAACUAUAUACAUCAUAUCACAAAAAUCCCUUUGUCCGAAUAGGGGAAAAAUCUACUGGCAAAAUUGGAAACAUUUCACCACCACGAAAAAUAUACCCAGAAUAUCCGGUACAAGAUUAUUCCCAGGUUCACGGUUCAUACCAAAAACCUGUUGUUUAUGAAGCAUUUCCUCCGAAUGAUGAUUUUUCUCAGCAAAUUAUUCGAGGGCAAAACCCGCAUCAAAGCGUUACAGACUUCUUUAUAGAAUCUAGUUUCGAUGAAAGACGACAUAAAAGAAGAGAAGUUCAAAGUGCAAACACAACAGAUGAGUCAUCCCAAAAUAUAACCGAAGCACCAGAAUCAAAAACGGAUGAAAUGUACGAAAUUCGAGAACGCUAUAGAAUCGUUGUUCCUACGAAAAUUAUGUUAGAUCCAAACAAAUCCCAAGAGAAUGCAAACUCGAAAAUUAACCAGAAUAACAAACCAGACGAACACCCAUUAGCAAACAGCCUAGGAACAGCAGCGUCCAAAUCUGCUGACAGUCGAAGCAUUCGCAGCAGCAGCAGCAGCAGCAGCAUCAACAGCCCAACCUCCCUAGGCGAAACUCUGAUGUCCGACUCUCUCACUUCAGAGAAAACCCAAACUUUACAGCACACACUUUAUGGGCUCGCGAUGGCCACACACUACCAAGUGACUGUCUCUGUUGAAAAUAAGUACGGCUGGUCUGAACUUUCUGACAUCUUCACCUUCUACACGUUACCUGAGACGACGACCACUACGAGCACCACAACUACUGAACUGUACCACCCGAGACCACAAGUGGGAGAAGUGGCCGUGGGGGAACUUUCUAACCUGAGCCUCCUAGCGGCAUCACCGCGUCCAGCGCUCGUCUUUUGUCUCGCCGGCCUCGUCUUCGCGGCCUGGAGACUACGACGCGACUCACGAUGAACGUGACGACAUGCAGGAUAUUGUGAGGAAAAUGAUGCUCAUCUGCAUCGCUCCGCUUGCUUCGCUACAGAAGCGCUAACUGAUUAGAUGUUACCUGUCUAUGAUGUUCUAGAACCUAAUUCAUUAAAUAACUUUCCCGUUAUGAAUAAAUAGGAAUUAGAUGAUCUAUUUAUAUUCUUUGUAAUGUCCUAUAUAGUAAGUAUACAAAAUGUGCAUUGGAACAGCAAC
Hyalella azteca is the source of this 2430-nucleotide messenger RNA. RefSeq lists its product as uncharacterized. The coding region runs from base 1 to 2202 and encodes 733 amino acids. Lineage: Eukaryota; Metazoa; Arthropoda; Malacostraca; Amphipoda; Hyalellidae. The transcript is spliced from 12 exons. The record is from RefSeq and is a predicted model, not a curated record. Gene Ontology annotation, biological process: synapse organization; homophilic cell-cell adhesion. Gene Ontology annotation, cellular component: axon; plasma membrane; neuronal cell body. Gene Ontology annotation, molecular function: protein binding; axon guidance receptor activity.